This is a messenger RNA of Planococcus citri (citrus mealybug), 2088 nucleotides long. RefSeq names its product putative RNA-binding protein Luc7-like 2. Lineage: Eukaryota; Metazoa; Arthropoda; Insecta; Hemiptera; Pseudococcidae. Gene Ontology annotation, molecular function: mRNA binding. The record is from RefSeq and is a predicted model, not a curated record. Gene Ontology annotation, cellular component: U1 snRNP; U2-type prespliceosome. Gene Ontology annotation, biological process: mRNA splice site recognition. The transcript is spliced from 6 exons. Bases 913 to 1800 code for a protein of 295 amino acids.
CCGUAAAUGGCAAAAUAUUGAAUAUUAUUAACUAUUUAUAUAUUUUAAUGCACAUCUUGUUUAUGUUACUUUACAUAAUGCGAUAUUUUUUACAGUUCGGUAUCAUUAUCAUUUCGUUUUGUUUUAUUAUUGUUAUUAUUAUUAUCGUUAUUACUACUCGUAGUUUAGUUUACGUAAGUAGGUAACUACUUAUAAUUUUAUUAUUCACAUGUAUCGCUAAAGUAGGAAAGGUACAAAUCUUGUGACCCAUACUUUGCCUUGGAUCAUUAAGAAUGAUACAAAAUUAUAGUUUCUAAUUUGCUGGAUAUUGAGAGAAAAUUAAUCAAAUGAUGAAAGAUUUAGGCAGAUGAAGUGAUCAUUCGAUCGAUUAUAUUAUUUUUAGCCUUCUUGUUCGGUAUCUAAUUGUCUAUAGUAAGAGUAAUACAAUGUUUGCACCUUUUCUUCAUCAAUGUUACCUUUUUUCGCGUAACUUUGGUAAAUAUUGCAUAAGUUUCGCUCAGUGUUGAAAAUUUUCAAAUUAUUUGAGGAAAAAACUCGAAUAUUCUGGUCGACAGACGCAUUCGUAUGUGUCCAAAAAUAGUUAACUCGAAAUUAAAAUCCAAAACCAAAACCAAAAAAAAAAAACGAUAAUGAUAAUAACAAUAAUGACGAACGAGUAUUGAUAAUGAUAAUUCAGAACGACUUGAUUUUUCCUUUCUUAUUCGAUGACUAACUACGUAGAUUGGUUACUUGAUGGAAAAAAAAUGAAUAAAUAAAGGAAUCGAAUCACGUAAUAUACUGAAUUAGGUACAUAUUUUAUGGAAUAUACCUAAAUACAUGUAUCUGCUGAAUAGGGCUACAGUCAAAGUGUGAUGAAUUUUUUUGCUACCUACGUUUUCGCCUUGUUCAGUUGUUCGACAAAUAAACGAUAGAAUGGAUCUGGGAGAGUGUCCUAAAAUUCACGAUCUGGCGUUGAGAGCAGACUACGCUAAUGCGAGUAAAGAACGCGAUUAUUUUUACGAUAUUGAUGCAACAGAACAUUUACAAGCAUUCAUUGCGGAUUGUGAUCGUCGCACCGAGUCAGCCAAACAGAGAUUAUUAGAAACGCAAGAAGAGUUAUCUGCCGAAGUGGCAGAAAAGGCUAACAAUGUACACGAAUUAGCCGAGCAAAUUGGAGCGAAAUUAGCCCGAGCUGAACAACUGGGCGCUGAUGGAUUUGUCGAAGAGAGUAUGAAAUUAAUGGGAGAAAUUGACGAAUCACGUAAAAAGAAGGCCGAAGCUGAAGAAGUGUAUCGUAAUUCGAUGCCGGCCAGUAGUUAUCAACAGCAGAAACUUCGAGUAUGCGAAGUGUGUUCGGCGUAUUUGGGCAUUCACGAUAAUGAUCGUCGACUUGCCGACCAUUUUGGAGGAAAAUUACAUUUAGGUUUUAUUAAAAUACGUGAAAAAUUGGCCGAAUUGGAGAAAAAUGUGGAAGCUCGUAAAGAUGCCAGAAGAGAUCUCGAAAGAACCCGUUACGAUAAAAGGGCGCCUCGUAACAACGAUCGUGAAAGAGAACGUGACCGUUAUGUCGAUAGAGGUGAUCGUGUGGAGCGAUACGAUCGAAAUGACCGAAACGAUCGUAAUGAUAGGAAUAGGGUGGAUAGAAGAGAUAAGGAUAAGUAUCGCAAAGAACGAUACCGUUCGAGAAGCAGAUCUCCAAAUCGUUAUAGAUCCAGGAGAUCGCGGAGUAACAGUCGAUCAGCAAAAUCAAGAUCGACGUCAAGAGAUAGAAAACGUGUAAGAAGGUCGCAUUCUAGAGAGAAGAGGCGUGAUAAAAGAUAAUAAACGGUAAAGUUUAAUCGUUGUUUUUUUUUAUAAUUUUUGUGUGUCGAUUAUUCAUUGUAAUUAUCGUAUGCAUCGGUAGUUCAUAAUUUUGAUUCGGGUAGUGAUUUUUUUUCGGGCAGAAUUUUCACUCAUUUUUCAGUUUAUUUGUACUUGUGUACUUGUCUAAUGUAUUUCUUGUACCUUUUUUUCUCUUCUUCGCCGCCUGUUUGUCAUUUCUUUUUUUUUCACGUUCAGAAUACAUGUAAUAUUUCGAUUGUAGAAACUACGAAUAAAAUGAUUCCUUCA